This is a messenger RNA of Mucor velutinosus, 312 nucleotides long. RefSeq lists its product as uncharacterized. The transcript has a single exon. The coding region runs from base 1 to 312 and encodes 103 amino acids. The record is from RefSeq and is a predicted model, not a curated record. Lineage: Eukaryota; Fungi; Mucoromycota; Mucoromycetes; Mucorales; Mucoraceae.
AUGAGAACUCAAACCUUCGUUCUUCACUGGAUCAAACUACUAAGAAACAACUGGAAGAUGCACAGCAGUGCAUUCGCCAGCUUCAGCCCUACUACCUCUGAAAUUCUUCCUGCUCCUACUACUCCAGCUGAUCCCACUCCUACUGUUAUCUCCCUCGCGAAGAAGCCCGCAACAUCGUUAAUCAGAGUGAAAUCUUGCCAACCACCUCGGAAGAAGUUCCAGUCUUUCAGCCUUGAGAUCAACGAUGCCGGCCUUGCCGCUGCUCACCAGUUUUUUGCCAUUUCAACCAGCCACGGCUAUCGAUUCGUCUAA